Molecule: messenger RNA, 1540 nt
Organism: Globicephala melas (long-finned pilot whale)
Lineage: Eukaryota; Metazoa; Chordata; Mammalia; Artiodactyla; Delphinidae
Gene: CHAC1
Product: ChaC glutathione specific gamma-glutamylcyclotransferase 1
Biological process (GO): glutathione catabolic process
Cellular component (GO): cytoplasm
Molecular function (GO): glutathione specific gamma-glutamylcyclotransferase activity; gamma-glutamylcyclotransferase activity
Source: RefSeq, a predicted model, not a curated record
GCUUUCCGGCCGGAGGGUUUAAAGGGGACCUCGGACCGGACAGCGCAGCUGGAGCAGCCAAGCGGUGCCAGGCUAGGUGGGUACGUCCGUGGUCCUUCCGUGCCCGCGUCGGAGACCAGCCCCGGAGGCCGCCCAGGCCAGUCCCUGUGUCCGGCACCAUGAAGCAGGAGUCUGCAGCUCAGAACACCCCGCCCGCCUCACCGCCCCCCUCGCAGCACCCCCAGGACGACUGCGACCCCCAAGCGUUGUGGAUUUUCGGGUACGGCUCCCUGGUGUGGAGGCCCGACUUCGCCUACAGCGACAGCCGUGUGGGCUUCGUGCGCGGCUACAGCCGCCGCUUCUGGCAGGGAGACACCUUCCAUCGGGGCAGCGACAAGAUGCCUGGUCGUGUGGUGACCCUCCUUGAAGAUCGCGAGGGCUGCACUUGGGGUGUGGCGUACCAGGUGCAAGGUGAGCAGGUGAAUGAGGCCCUGAAGUACCUGAAUGUGCGGGAGGCAGUGCUUGGCAGCUAUGAUACCAAGGAGGUCACCUUCUACCCUCAAGAUACCCCUGACCAACCACUCAAGGCAUUGGCCUACGUGGCCACCCCGCAGAACCCUGGUUACCUGGGCCCUGCGCCUGAGGAGGCCAUCGCUACGCAGAUCCUGGCCUGCCGAGGCUUCUCUGGCCACAACCUUGAGUACUUGCUGCGCCUGGCAGACUUCAUGCAGCUCUGUGGGCCCCAGGCACAGGACGAGCACCUAGCAGCCAUCGUGGAUGCUGUAGGCACCAUGCUGCCCUGCUUCUGCCCCACUGAGCAGGCUUUGGCACUGGUCUGAGGGGCUGAGCCCCUACAUGGACACAGGGGCCAGGUCCCCACUCCAGUGCACACAGACAGACUUGAUAUAGCUGGAGCCCACUGAGAAGACUUGGUGGGCCGACAGGGGCCUCUCUUAAGCUCCUGCCUGUCCGCCAGCCCCCAGAUCUCCUACCUGACACUGACUUACUACUUGAAACUUUAUUUAUUGCACCAUGUUGGUGUGGUGGGCAGGGUGGGGGACCUGCCCUAGAUAUAGGGGCCCUGCUGAGCGGUGCCCCACCCCAGGCGCCUGGUGCCUGACCAGAUUCCCCCCAGUGCUGCUGCUAUCCCCAUACUACCCAGGCCUCCACCUCCCCAGGGAGCCUCCAAGAGCCUUGACCCUCUGCCCCUCACUCCAGACCUACCAUUCCCUAGCCCCAGAAACAACACCCGCCAAAGGUCCCAGCUUGCUGGUGAGGGUAGGAGGGAGUGAGGAGAGGGGGCCCUACAAGAACUGAGGCCCCUGCCAGCCCUGCUCAUCCCCCAGGUCCCCAGGGCAGAGCUGGAUCUGGAGGCCAGACACAGCUGCUGAGGCUGGGCCUAGGCCUCUUACCCAUUUGGCUUUGUUUCCCUGUCCUUCUGUCUGUCUGUCUGGGCCACUCCUGUCUGUCUGUUGGUCUAUUUCUGGGAAGCUCAUCGGUAUAGGCCGUGGCACCUUCCCAGUCUGUCCCAUACUAUAAUCCAUAAACUGAUCUCAUUAUC